GGAGAGGGAGAGGAAGUGGAUGAGGAAGGCAGAUUCCUCAGGGCAGCGGAGAUUCACGGCUCACCUCCCCGGAUGGGAGGAAGAAACAGAUGCAGAAAGUGGAAUGGUGGCCAGAGGAAGACAACUCUGAUUCAGAGGGAGAAAUGGUAGAAGAGACUGAGGAGAAUAAAGGAGGUGAGCAAGGAAAUCCAACAGAAGACAUUGCCGAGGAUUUGGAGAAGGUCAGGCAAAUGUUUGAAAAAUGUUACGACCGGUUGGUAAUCCCAGACACCUCCAAAUUCGCGAAGUUCACCCUACAAGAUAAGAAGGUCAUUAUCCAUGUUGAUCCGAAGUUGGAAGAAGCACAAGAGGACUGGCUGAGGGAGAAUGUAGUAGUUGUCUUCUUCCAGGGCUCUUUCCGUUCGGUUUCAGCAGAAAGGAAAGAAGAGUGCAUAAGAAUUAUAGAGGACACGAUUCUGCCUGCGACAUUGCAUCACAAGGAAAGAGGGAGGGUACAUCAAGAAGGCAGAAAUGUGAUGUCCUACCUCCCAAGAGACAGAAAAACAGUAGACCUCYUGCUGCGAAUGGGUUCUCACAAACUCAAGGURGRAGRGAAACAGUAUAAACUAUCCUUCAAAAGAUGGAUGUCAGAAAAGGAGAUAGAGGAAACAAGGGCAGAAGAUGCUGUCAGUAAGAUCUGGGUAAUGACCCUUAGAGUUCCAGUUAAAGCGGUCCCCUUCGUGAGAUCAGGAAUUGCAUUCGCUGUGGGCAAGGUCUGCAAGCAGUACCCCUCAGAGAGAUCUGCUGCCGCCUCUUUGAGUUUCGCCUCAAGAAUAAGGGCAUACAACAUGAAGAAAGAAGAAGAGGAAUGCAUUGACAAAAUAGAGUGGGAAGAGAAUAACUUAGGAAAGGAACCCUAUCUUGACGAUUACUGGUACGAACAACGGUCUAUGUGGAAGGAUAAAUUGGAGAACAUGCAAAUUGAGAAGGAAAAGGUAUGGGCCGAAAGGGCCAAGGUCAAGUGGAUGGAAGUUGGAGAUAGAAUGACAAAAGAAAACUGCAGGAGGUUAGCAGCACAAAAAAGAGUCUCUCUCAUUGUGGAACUAGACCAUCCUUUCGACUCUUUUGAACCUCGUGCCAAAACAUCAGUAAAUAUCUUGGAGUAUGCCAGGUCAUACUACCAGAAUAUUCUUAUCUCCUGUAGGCCAUCAGAGAUUGUGAGGAAUGAACGAGAAGCAUACGAGGCUCUGUGGCAAACGUUUGACAUGAAACUGCCCAAUGAUGUUCGGCUAGACCUGGACAGGCCGGUUUCAUUGGAAGAAUUGACAGAGGUCAUUCGGGUCAUGCCCAAGGGCAAAUGCCCUGGAAGUGAUGGUCUACCAACAGAGUACUACACCCAGUUCUGGGAUCUCUUGGGUCCAGAAUUAGUGUCUAUAUACAAUGAUCUUUUACUGGAAAGAGAGAUGGGGGAGGACAUGAGACUGAGGGUCAUCUCCCUCCUCUAUAAGAAGGGUGAUAAAAGGAACAUCCGGAAUUGGCGCCCCAUUUCUCUUCUUAACCUGAGUUACAAGAUCCUAGCAAAAACGCUAGCGUGUAGACUAAAGAAGUAUCUCCCAGGUUUGAUUGGAGUAGAGCAGGCAGGUUUUGUGCAAGGUCGCAAUAUUUUGCAUAAUAUUCUGCUAACAAUGGAGGCUCUAGAGUUAAUCGAUGAAAAACACCCUGAAAUGGUAGCUCUCCUCCUAGAUUUGGAGAAGGCCUAUGAAAGGGUCAAUUGGAAUUUUGUACUAAAUGCCUUGGACAAAGCGGGUUUUGGGACUAAUUUUUGCACAUGGUUCAAGGCAAUGUACGCGAAGGGAGUGGGGAAAGUCAUGGUGGGAAUGUUGAAUGCCAAGAAUCAAGCAAGCACGCUACUAGAAGGCAAAGUGCUAUCCAAGAUAGAGAAGGUAGCUGCAGUACCAGGGGUCUCCAUUCAAGGGAGGGCCCUCUUGUUGAAUGUGUCUAUAUUCUCCAGCCUAUGGUAUGCAGGCGCAGUGAGGCCAUUGGAACAAGCCUCCUAUGGAAGAAUUAGAAGCAGAGCCAUACGCUACUUAUGGAAAGGUGUCUUCCAGGACAACAUAGGUUUCAUGGCCAAGGUGGCAUGGAGGAAAGUGAUUGGUCCCAGAGAGGAGGGCGGUUUGGGUAUCCUGGAUCCGGAGGCGCAAUUGAAUGCACUGUUGGCGAAAUGGCGCAUCAAUCUCUUGUUUGAAUGCUCAGGUCACCCUUGGGGUGACCUAGCCACCAGCUCCUUGGCAUCCUUCUGGGGGCUGCAAAGGAGAGACGAUGUAGGAGUAGCCUUGCUCACCAAGUCUUUUGUGUCGAAGAAAGGAGUAUCAGGGGUAUGGGCGGACAUCAUGAAGGCCUGGAGCAAGGUUCUUCCCACUCUAUAUCAGGUACCCCGCACUGCAGAGGAGGUGCUUAUGCAGCAUCUAUUUGAAAAUAUUUGGUUGAAAAAUGAGGAAGGCCUGCCAUGGUCUGCGGAUGAGGUCCCUGGAUCCUUUGGCCAUGCAUGGAUCCAGCGUGGUAUCUCUAGGAUCAGUGAUCUCUGGGACAUGGAACUGAAGCAGUGGCGCUCUCCACUGGAACUGAAAGGAAAACUCUCCCAUAUGAGAUGGGUGUCAGAGAGAGUUCACGCAAUUAUUGACAGCGUACCUGAUCAUUGGGUACAAUUGCUUCGCUCCCCAGUGGAUUCAUUAGUGGGUAACUGGGUAGCUAAUCAGUUGGAGGCUCUUCCUCAGGUCGUCUGGAAAGUCUCAGAGGUGAAAGACGAACACACAGCAGUUAGGAUCAGUUAAGAAGACAGACAGUGGGAUGCUAGAAAUACUCCCAUCUGGAGAGACCACCACAAUCAACAUGAACCAGUGGA
Chara braunii is the source of this 2881-nucleotide messenger RNA. NCBI's taxonomy places the organism in Eukaryota, Viridiplantae, Streptophyta, Charophyceae, Charales, Characeae. The record is from the annotation of a GenBank genome assembly.